Messenger RNA from Daldinia loculata, 1236 nucleotides. Its product is annotated as SET domain-containing protein. The coding region runs from base 1 to 1236 and encodes 411 amino acids. The record is from RefSeq and is a predicted model, not a curated record. Gene Ontology annotation, molecular function: protein binding. Lineage: Eukaryota; Fungi; Ascomycota; Sordariomycetes; Xylariales; Hypoxylaceae. The transcript has 4 exons.
AUGAAGACCCGAGCCGGUUCGCUUCCUAGAUUCCUCUGCACCAUGGGUCUUCUCGUACCACAGGUUGCAUCUCAUACUAGUAUUUCUGCUGCUAUCGGUCAAUGCUCAUUAAAUCUCCCAGCAUCAUUACAAUCUCAGGCGCAGUUAGGAUGUCCACAUCCAGUUGACGCGAAGACUACCGAUAGACCCGUUGACUGGUCGCCAUGGACGCACCCGCCGGAAUGUGUGCACUCGAAAAAGUCGCCAGGGGCUUCGUACUGCGUUUACUCUAAUUCGCAGCACGGGAACGGGGGUGUCAGCAUAAUUACAAGGCCAGAAACUGCAGCAAGCACUCUUGAUAUCUUAAACGACUCCGGGUACACUCAUCUAAAACACUUUGUUAACAACAGCGCUGGACCAGCGUACGAAAUUGCCGAUAUCCCCGGGAAGGGGAAGGGGGUCGUUGCGACGCGCCAUAUCAAGCGCACCGAAGCAAUUAUGGCGGAUUGGGCCGCAUUGGUAGUGGAUUUGGACCUCCCGACUUCGAUAUUGCGUACAGAAGGGUAUAAACUAUUUCAUAGAGCUGUAGAUCAGCUGGCAGAUCCGGAUCGCGUGCUUCAGCUAGCUCGGAGCAGCACAUUCUCAGGCGAUAUCAUAGAGGAUAUUUUGAGGACAAACUCAUUUUCUUACACGCUGGCGGAUGAUUCUCAUAUGACAUUAUACCCGGACGUUUCUAGAGUUAACCAUGCAUGCCGUCCAAAUUCUUUUAUAAGGUUUACGCCUUCAAAUUUGGCUGUGAGUGUUGUGGCUCUAAGAGAUAUCAAGCCUGGAGAGGAAAUCACCAUUACCUACGUACCAUUAGGAAAUGCAAAGGAAGAAAGACAGACGGCAUUGAAGAAAUGGGGAUUUGAGUGCACAUGCUCACUUUGCACCGCAUCCAAAACCGAGAUCGCCGUAUCCGAUUACCGCAGAGAGAAGAUCAAGAAGUUGCGCAAAGAAGUCAUGAACGCCGUCGGGCUGUGGGACGGAACUAGGGCUGUCAAGCUCACGCAUGAAGUCCUGGAACUUAUGAAGGCAGAGGACCUUGCGCCGCUUUACUCCAGCCAGUAUGAGAUCAUGGCGCGGUUGUACUGGAAGGCGGGGGAUAAGACGACGGCGACUAAAUACGCGCAGAUGUCUUUAGACACGCUGGUGGAUCAGGGGUAUAUCGAGGAUACCCCAGAUGCAUUACCGAUAUUAUUGCAGACUUUUGAUUAG